Oryza sativa Japonica Group (Japanese rice) is the source of this 1254-nucleotide messenger RNA. RefSeq names its product E3 ubiquitin-protein ligase SINA-like 2. Gene Ontology annotation, molecular function: zinc ion binding; ubiquitin protein ligase activity. NCBI's taxonomy places the organism in Eukaryota, Viridiplantae, Streptophyta, Magnoliopsida, Poales, Poaceae. Gene Ontology annotation, cellular component: cytoplasm. The record is from RefSeq and is a predicted model, not a curated record.
AUGGAGAUCAGCAGCAGCCUCAACAAGAGGAAAUUAGGGGAAGCUCAGCAUGAUGGAGAUCGCGUUGUCAUCAAGAAGAGGCAGAGUGUCAGCAUGGACAUGGAGGUCUUGCACUGCCCCGUCUGCUUUCAGAUCCUGAGGCCUCCAGUUUUCCAGUGUGAUCUGGGGCACUUGGUGUGUUCGCCUUGCCGUGACAAUCUGCCGGCCGGAGGCAAGUGCCCGUCGCCGUCGUGCUUCGGAACUCCCUCCGUGCGCUGCGUCGCCAUGGAGCGCGUCGUCAACUCCGUCGAGGUCGCCUGCGCCUACGCCGAGCACGGCUGCCCCGACAAGAUCGCCUACGCCAACAUCACGGAGCACGAGAAGACGUGCCCGCACGCGCCGUGCUUCUGCCCGGAGCCCGGCUGCGGCUUCGCCGCCGCGUCCGCGGCGGCGCUCGCGGACCACUUCACCGCGCCUCGUCACAACUGGCCAUCGCACAAGCUCAGCUACAGCCAGCCGUUCGAACUCCGCGUCCACCCGGGAAAGAACGUCCUCGUCGGAGAAGAAGACGGCGCCCUCUUCCUGCUGAACGUGUCGCCGGCGGCGGAGCACGCCGUCGUCUCUCUCUUCUCCGUGCAGCCGCACCACGGGGCGUCCGGCUUCGGACGCUCGGCGAGCCAUUUCGGAUGUUCGGUGGAGUUCUCAUGCUUCCUGGGGCAUCUACAGUGUUCGACGCUGGUUACUGUCACGAGCUCGUCGCUCUCAGAUGGAAUGCCGGAAGAAUGUUUCUUCUCGGUGCCCGAGCUGCAGGAUUCUGUUGAUGGUGAUGCCGGUGUCGGUGUGGAUAUCCGCAUCACCAUAGAUGAAGCAGUGCCGUUGUUUAGCUGUGUCGACGGCAUGGAGGACGACGACGACGAGGAUUGUGACGAUGAUGUCGAUGCUAACAACGGCGACGAUGAUGAGAAUGACGGGGAUACCUCCGAUGACGAAGACGAGGAUGAUGAGGACGGAACUAAACUAAAUUUUCUUGUUUUGAGCGGCACGGCAUGGAAUCCGGCUUCAGAUGCUCAGUGGAAUUCUUUUUGCUUCGAGGGGCAUUGCGAGGCUUCGACGCUGGAAGCUGUCAAAAUCUCGUCGCUCUCUGACGGGCUGCCGAAAGAUCGUUUCUUUUCGGUGCCCAAGCAGCAGGAUGGGGACGCCGGUGUCGUGCUCGGCAUCACCAUUGAUGAUGUCGAAGACGUAGAGGACGAGGACUCCGACGAGGAAUGUGAAUGA